GAAAACUGGACUGAUUUGAAAAAGCAGAAAAGCAAAAUGAGUGAAGUAAAGAUUGCUAUGAUGGGUGGUGAAGGCACAGGAAAAUCUGCUCUUAUUGUGAGGUUUCUUACCAAGAGAUUCAUUGGAGAAUAUGCUUCUAAUUUUGAAUCUAUCUAUAACAAGCAUUUGUGUUUGGAAGGGAAACAACUGAAUCUGGUAAUCUAUGAUCCUUGUUCUCAAUCACAGAAGGCAAAAAUUUCCCUUACAAGUGAGCUUCACUGGGCAGAUGGGUUUGUUAUUGUGUACGACAUCAGUGACAGGUCCUCAUUUGCUUUUGCAAAGGCCCUGAUAUACAGAAUUCGGGAGCCACAAACUAGUCAUUGUAAAAGAGCCAUAGAACCAGCAGUGCUUUUGGUUGGCAACAAGCAAGACCUCUGUCAUGUGCGUGAGGUGGGCUGUGAAGAAGGACAGAAGCUGGCCCUGGAUAACCGGUGCCAGUUCUGUGAACUGUCUGCUGCAGAACAGUCUCUGGAGGUAGAAAUGAUGUUUAUCAAAAUCAUCAAGGACAUUCUGACAAACUUUAAAGUCAAAGAAAAGAGAAGACCCAGUGGUUCUAAAUCAGUGGCCAAACUGAUCAAUAAUGUAUUUGGAAAGAGAAGGAAAUCUGUGUAGUAGACGUAUAAUCUUAGGGGGUUUAUUGUUUCAAAGUGUUUCAGACAUUCACUUGGUAAUUAAAUUUAACCUUUGUAUGCAAUUUAAGAAAUUCUCUUGGAGGUAUGAAAUGAUAGAGCGUGAGCUACGGCUGUAAUUUCAAAUAUAUUGUUUGUCUUUUGUUGACUGUGUCUGGUUCACUCUGCUUGCCAUAUAAUCUUUCACUUAUUGUACUGAAAAGCACUUGCUGCAGUCCCUUGGUGGAUUGUUAUCCAGUGUGCCAAGUAAAUGCUGCUUAUGUAAGUUUAUUAAACAACUGUC
Chinchilla lanigera (long-tailed chinchilla) is the source of this 951-nucleotide messenger RNA. RefSeq names its product RERG/RAS-like (gene Rergl). Bases 37 to 651 code for a protein of 204 amino acids. The transcript has 5 exons. NCBI's taxonomy places the organism in Eukaryota, Metazoa, Chordata, Mammalia, Rodentia, Chinchillidae. Gene Ontology annotation, molecular function: GTPase activity; GTP binding. The record is from RefSeq and is a predicted model, not a curated record.